Staurois parvus is the source of this 570-nucleotide messenger RNA. The record is from the annotation of a GenBank genome assembly. NCBI's taxonomy places the organism in Eukaryota, Metazoa, Chordata, Amphibia, Anura, Ranidae.
AUGGCAGCACAGAGCAGAGGAAACCAAGAGAUAGCAAGUAAAAGUACAAAUGGUAAGAUGGCAGCACAGAGCAGAGGAAACCAAGAGAUAGCAAGUAAAAGUACAAAUGGUAAGAUGGCAGCACAGAGCAGAGGAAACCAAGAGAUAGCAAGUAAAAGUACAAAUGGUAAGAUGGCAGCACAGAGCAGAGGAAACCAGAUAAUGUGUAAUAACAAGUUUAAGAAGUUUGAAAGAAAAAGACAGCAGAGAGCAGAGGAAACCAGAAGAUGAGGAAUACAAGUUAUAAGCAGUUAGGAAGAGAGAUGAAUAAAGGUGUAGAAACCAAAAUUACAAGAGUAAAGAAGAGAGAGAAAAAGAACCCAGAGACAAAAGAAAGUUGGGGAUAAGAUGAAGCAAUAUAAAAGUGUAAGAUGACAUAGUAGGAAAGAUGAUGAAGAAGCAAUCAAAAAGUAACAAAGAUGAGUAUGGGGAGGUGGUAUGUGACAAAGGAAUAUAAAAUAAAAGGUAAUCAGAGAAAUGAUGAUGAUGAGAUAAAUAUACAGAGAGUGAAGCCGAAACACAUGCAGAGGA